Molecule: messenger RNA, 1568 nt
Organism: Apaloderma vittatum (bar-tailed trogon)
Lineage: Eukaryota; Metazoa; Chordata; Aves; Trogoniformes; Trogonidae
Gene: GFRAL
Product: GDNF family receptor alpha like
Exons: 7
Biological process (GO): nervous system development
Cellular component (GO): external side of plasma membrane; signaling receptor complex
Molecular function (GO): signaling receptor activity
Source: RefSeq, a predicted model, not a curated record
UGUUGUUCAUGUACUUCACAAAUAUAUCUACUGCCCAGACUACUGACUGUCUGCAAUUGAGGGAGCAAUGUAUAAAUGCUGCAAAUGGAUGUGAGAGUGUCUGGAAAGUUGUUGAAGAUGUCUGCAAUAUUUCAGGUAAUAGGUGCAAGGCAGAAGACAAUAUUGGAUGUAAUAGAAUCAUCCAGAUCCUGGCCGAUGAAUACCCAGAAUUUAGAAACUGUGUCUGUACUACAGAUGAUUUCUGUAGCAUCACAACUUUUCUUGGGAAACAGUGCAGCAUUAAUAAAGAGAAUUUGGAAACUUCCUCAAGAUCAGGUACUGAAUUGAGUUUUAGGCAACAGAGAAACCCCGAAGACCAAAGACACCCAGAAGAAUCAGAGACCAACUGCAAUAUUGCAAAACAACGCUGUCAAGAAGACCCUUACUGCUUUUUAGUGUAUAAGAACUUCCAGAGAGCAUGUCAGGGGGACGCAGCCAAAUGCAGGCUCCUGACGGUCAACCAGGAAUGUUUGUCAGUGUGGAGAGAACUGAGGAGAACAGUGCUGGGAGAGUGCAAGUGCUCAGAACCACUUCAGAUGAGAUGCGUUAAGAUAUGGAAGGGAAUAUUUAAGAACUCAUGUUUACAACAAUCUCAAGAGAGCCAAGCUUCAGCAGCUGGCAAAAAUGAUGAUGAAGAUGACAAUGAUGGUGAUGAUGUUGAUGAUGAGAACAAUCAGGACACUGACACAGACAGUAUAAAUAUAGAAACAAAAUUACAAUGGAGUUUAUCUGCUCUCUCCAGACAAGCAUACACAGUAAACAGAACCUGUUUGGAUGUCAACAAGGAGUGUGUUGAAGAUGAAGUAUGUAACAAACAGUUGUCCCUGUACCUUAAGGUUUGCUCAUUAAAUAAGAAGUGUAACAUGGAAGAAUGUCAAGCAGCCAUAAGGUUCUUCUAUCAAAAUAUGCCUUCUGAAGUUGCCCAAAUUAUGACGUUUUGUGAUUGCAUCCCGUUUGAUGAAUCCUGCCACAGAGCCAAAGACCUUCUCCAUGGCAAGCCGUGUGCAGUUACUGCAGUUCCACUCCCAUCAUGUCUGAAUGUGAUCCACAGGUGUGAAGAGGAUGAGUCAUGCAGGAAAAAAUACACAACAUUUCGGUCAAAGUGUUGGAGACAUGUGACCAAAAAAUGUUACAGUGAUGAAGCUUGUCUUGAAACUUUACUCAAGGAUGACAUGCCCUGUUCUGCAAACUCCGAUUGCAAAGCAGCCUACAUGAGCAACUGGGGCACGAUGCUGCGCCUGGAGUGCACUUGCCGUGAUUUACCUCCCGCAGAGCAGUCUUUGUGCAACCUCUUCCAUCACAUGCUUCACAGCAAAACCUGCUUCAGCAAGUUACAUGCUAGCUGUAAUGCAGCUAAACUGAAGGGAGAGACAAUUAUGGGUUUGAUUGUAAAGCACAGUGUUAAAUUCCAUUAUCUGCAUGGCAGAUCAGAGAGUGGAGUGAGCACUCUGUUGCAGACCUCAUCCAAUGCCUCCUGCAAACCUAUUCAUCUGGAUUUUGGAUACGGACUUUCACUUUUCCAGUGGUGA